This is a messenger RNA of Aureobasidium pullulans EXF-150, 1986 nucleotides long. RefSeq lists its product as uncharacterized. NCBI's taxonomy places the organism in Eukaryota, Fungi, Ascomycota, Dothideomycetes, Dothideales, Saccotheciaceae. The coding region runs from base 5 to 1978 and encodes 657 amino acids. The transcript has 2 exons. The record is from RefSeq and is a predicted model, not a curated record.
CGAAAUGGCCACUGCUCCAAAAGCUACGUUUCUCAGGACUCCUCUGAAGAUCUUGCCUCGCAAGAGCUCCUGGGCAGAUACAGCAGAAAGUCUCGAUAUUCCAUUGAUAACCAACGCCGGACCAGGCAACGACCGAUCAAAUGCAUCCACCUAUCCUCCACCCAGAAGACUGCAUCGAUGGUCGACGCGAAAGAUCACGGCUCUGCUUUCCGAAGCCUUGACUGUGUCUAUUGCCGCUUCUAUCUUUGUCUAUGCCGUCCAAGUCCGCAGAUAUGACUUAAUACCCAUCGAGUCUAAUACAGCAAAGAUACUGCAACGCAUUGCAAAGACUAUUCCCAGUUUUUACUCAAUCCUGUUUGCAAAAAUCCUUGGCUCAUUCUUGAAAUCUUUGGUCUUCUGGAAACUUGAAAGAGGCGGACGAGUUGGCUUUUUCGAUCAUCUUCUCAGCAGCACGACUCUUGGUCAAGCUCUAUCUAUCAACUCUAGACAGAUCAGUCUGCUUGGGCUGGGUAUAACUUUGGCCUGGACUCUUUCUCCUUUGGGAAGUCAAGCCUCACUUCUCAUAGUCGGUACAGCGCCCCUCUACACGAACAACUCCAUGCUUAUCCAAUAUCUUAAUAUGAGCACACCUCUGGGCCCUGCUAGUGGACUUGAUUCCCCAGUAAUAGCGCAACAAGCAAUGUCUGAACAAUUCUACAAUGCUCUACCUGUCAAUACUAUCUUCGCCGCCGCCAUUAUGACGCCCGGAGACAUCGGAACGAUGGGUAUAGACGCCUGGAAUAACGUCAAGAUCCCAUUUAUUGAGCACCUGUCUGGUGAACAGCCUGACGUUAGCGGCUGGCAUGAUAUCAGCAAAGCGGCCAACGUUACUUAUUCUUCACUGAUCGGUAUCCCCAUGUCUGCAAUCCCUCAAAACAAAAACACUUCCUUUGGUCUCGAAACUUCCUACUGGACUCUAAGCUGCCCGGAGCUUCGGAAUGAGACUCAGGCCACGGAUCCCAAGUCAUACAGACAAGCUGUGAUUUCCAACAUCUCAAUGACAAAUCCGUCUUUAUUUUCAAACUCGGAUCGUACUCUGUAUGCCGACAUACACAAUCUCCCGCCCAACCUCACUUCACGAGAUAUAGCCUACGAAGCUUGGAAUGGGUUUACCUUUGCAAAUUGCACGAUAUCAACCUCUUACGUUGAAGUCAACAUCGCAUGCCUAGAUGGUAUCCACUGCACCGUAAUGCGCAUGCGCAAAUCACAACAACCCAACCUACCACCUCCACAAUGGACACCCCUAGACUCGAACAACGGCACAGGAUUCCUCUCUUUCGCAGAAGGGUUCGUCGCAGCUAUCCCCACUGAUAUUUCCAUGAGUGACGAAUACAAUCCUUAUCAAGGAUAUCUACUCAACCCCUCUGCUGCGUUUUCCAAAGCUACUGGUGGCCACGUCGCAGAUCUCGGUAAUAGACUAUUCGAAACACGGUUUGCGCAGUUGUUGAAUUCAUACCUGAUUGCGUGGAUGGCGCCAGGGAUGAUACAAAAAGGACUGCGCAAUAACGAUAUCACCGAUUCCGAUGAUUGGAGUCAUGUUGUGUUAUUCCAGAAUGCCACUGCCGUUGUUGUUUCUUCUGUGCAAGAAGUCAUGAGGUGUCAAAGUGUUUGGUUUGUGAUUUUACUCGCAUCAUCGGCGGUUCUGGUGGUGCUUGGGUUGUGCGAUAUUGGGCUUGAGGUUAUGCGUAGGAUGCCCAUGUUGGAGCUUACGGUAUCUGCGUUGAUCAAGGAUAAUCCGUACGUUGAUGAUGGUGUGGGUGUUAAUUCGACUGCGGAGGCUGAUGAGCGGAGUCGCGCGUUGAGGAAUGUUGUUGUUAGGUACGGGGAUGUUGAGCCGAGGGCUGAGUAUGGGUAUAUUGCAAUUGGAGGGAUGAAUAAUGAGGUGGCUAGGGUUGAAGAGAUGGGAUCACAGCAGUGGAAAGGCAGAUUGUAUCGAUGAUGUGGGUG